GCUCUUUAGUGUGGCCCUGAACACGGAAACACCGUGCUAGUCUCCUAAUGGGAACAGGGAGCGCAGUGCCAAUAGUUCCUCUGAAUAAUUGGCUGCUUCCUAACCUGCUGACUUCUCGCCCAUGCACGUUUUCUUACAUUUUACAUUUAAGAGGUCUUUUAAGCUCUUCCCCCUGCCUUUAAAGCAUCCGACAACUUGACUUCCCCCCCCCGCUUUCUAAUGGUAAGCCUCUUUCACUUGGAAGUACAGCGAGAUAGCCGCGUCAGAGGUAACAGUAGUACAGCAGCGUAACGGCAUAUUGCCGUGAAAUAUACUUUUCUUUUGGAUGGAUGGAUGUGUUGUUAGUAACAGCUGACUGCGACGAGAAGCGCACGGAUUCCGAUUGAUCGCUGUGCUAGCUGACGCGUGUGAACGAUUAAGCCGGGCUAUGCCGUCUGACACUCAAGCUGUUGGCUCGCAUCUCCAUCAAUCACCAGCGCUCAGGCUGCUGUUUGGAGGCGGGAAAAACCUCCACGUGGUCGUAGCCGAAGCAACAGUGCUGUGGUUGUGGCUGAGGGAGACGCACACACAAGAUUGCCGCACAGGACGAGCACAAUGACUGACAGCCAGACAAGCUGAGGAAACCUGUCACACUUUGUCUUAUCAACACGUCAAAGGGCUAUCUCCCUCUUGUCCCCCCCCUCCGCCCCCUUCCCACCAUCCUCCCUCCAUCUUGUCCUCUCCGCAAUGAGCUCCUAACCUGAGAGAGACGGAACUAGUAUUAAAAAAAGACACCUUUUUAAAGCAGCUUUCACAGCACCUGGAAGGCAUGUCUCCCUAUUUCCGUUGAAUAAGUUGCUGUCAGUGGAAGAAGAAGAGGCGGCCCUUGUUCAUAAGUCUUUAAGGAGCUGCAGAUCCCAGGGAAGGGGCUGAGAGAGGAGCAGUCAUGCAUCUCUAUUUGGCGUUGACGCUGCAGGCGUUGUGGACGGGUGUUUGCCAAGCGGCCAUGCAGCACUACCCUGCAGCGUGGGGCCACUACGACGUGUGCAAGUCCCAGGUCUACUCAGAUGAAGGCCUCACUUGGGACUACAUGGCCUGCCAACCGGAGGCGGCGGACAUGACCCAGUACCUGAAGGUGACGCUGGAUCCGCCCAAUAUCACCUGUGGAGAUCCACCUGAGACAUACUGCGCCCUGGAAAACCCCUACAUGUGUAAUAACGAAUGUGACGCCAGCACAGACGAGCUCGCCCACCCUCCGGAACUCAUGUUUGACAUCGAGGGCCGCAACCCGACCACGUUCUGGCAGUCCACAUCCUGGAAAAGGUACCCAAAGGCUCUCCUGGUCAACAUCACGCUAUCUUGGAACAAGACCAUCGAGCUGACCGAUGACAUCGUCCUCACCUUUGAGUCAGGCCGGCCGGAGCAGAUGGUUCUGGAAAAGUCACUGGACUACGGGCGAACCUGGCAGCCGUAUCAGUUCUAUGCCACGGACUGCCUGGAUGCCUUCACCAUGGAGCCCAAGACGGUGCAGGACUUGACCCAGCACACUCUGCUGGAUAUCAUUUGCACAGAGGAGUACUCUCGAGGUUACGUGUGGAAGUACGAUAAAACGGUUCGCUUUGAGAUCAAGGACCGCUUUGCGCUGUUCGCCGGGCCGCGGCUCCACAACAUGGCGUCGCUUUACGGCCAGCUGGACACCACCAAGAACCUGAGGGACUUUUUCACCAUCACAGACUUGAGGAUCCGACUGCUCCGCCCCGCCACUGGAGCUACAAUGGUGGACGAGAACAACCUGUCCAGAUACUUCUACGCCAUUUCUGAUAUCAAGGUCCAGGGCAGGUGCAAGUGCAACCUUCACGCCAACAGCUGCGUGUUCGACAAAGAGAAGCUGAGCUGCGAGUGUGAACACAACACCACCGGGCCCGACUGCGGCCGCUGUAAGAGGAACUACCAGGGCCGAGCCUGGAGCGCCGGCUCCUAUCUGCCUAUCCCCAAAGGCACCGCCAAUAUAUGUAUCCCUAAUAACAUUGGUCCAGUUAUUCGGCCGAAUGUCUCGUCCCUAGGUGUCGCUAACCGAAAAGAAGACUGCGAAUGCUUCGGCCACUCCAACCGAUGCAGCUACAUCGAGCUGCUAAACACCGUCAUUUGCGUGAGCUGUAAGCACAACACUAGGGGGCAGCACUGCCAGCUAUGCAAGCUGGGCUACUAUCGCAAUGCUUCAGCGGGACUGGACGAUGAAAAUGUGUGCAUAGAGUGUAAUUGUAAUCCAUUUGGCUCAGUCAGUGAUCGCUGUAAUGGCACGGGAUAUUGUAUAUGUAAGGAGGGCACGACAGGGCCCAAGUGUCGCCAGUGUCUGCCCGGCUAUUUGUGGGACGAUGGCUGCAAAUCCCGGGUGUGCGACAACGAGCUAAUGCGCUGCCAAAACGGCGGCGUGUGCGUCAACAACGUGCGCUGCAGCUGCCCCUCAGCUUACACGGGUCUGCUGUGCGAGAAGCAGCGCUGCGAGACGGAGCUGGGGGGUUGCCGGGGUGCCAGUUCGGGCCAGGGCACCCUGAGGCCUCCGCUCUCCAUCAGGGUGCCGGUGCUGCUGCUGCUUCUUCGUCUGGGCUCGGCACUGCUCUAGAGACCCCCCCCAGUCAGACACACGCACACACACACGCCUCCCAUUCCUCUUUUAAAUAAUCAAGCAUUCACCCCAAACAAUCAUGAGCUUUGUGGACUGUAGCAGCUUCUGAGCAGCCUUGACGAACACUGAUGAUGUGAAAAGGAAUGUGCCAGACAAAUGAGUGCAAAACCUUUUUAGUUCAAUAUUAAAGAAUAUAUAUAUACAUAUAAAAUACAACAUAUAGAGAAUAUUAAAAACAAAAGCGUGCAAAGGACAAUGACGCCUCCCCCCGCCCCCUUGUCCUCCUGCUCCUUAAGCCAUACAGGUGCUUGGGCUCCUUCCACUCCGAGGGGAUAACGGAAGAUGACUUCCCCUCAUCGCCACGGCAACAACAGCUGCAACCAAUCGGCUCUUGCGCACGAGGCCCCCUUUGGGACGCUCCUGUGAGUUUAAUGUUGGCUGGACUGUUGAGGAAGACAAAUCAAAGACAUAUUUCCCUGGGCUUCUCCAAUAUAAUGUUCACGAGAGAACACGCACACACACACACACACACACACACGCACACACACACGCACACACACACGGGACAAGUUCUUUGCUGUCAGUGCAUUGUGGAUCGAAGGAAAUGUGUGCGGACUUUGUGACACACAAACUUUUUCCUCUCCAAGCUCUCCGCCUUCAAGGUCACUCUCCCCCCAUCGUCCCCUCGCCAUGCUGCCACUGACCUGUGCUUUUGUGAAUGUUACACUGUAUAAAAAAAGAAAUAAAAAAAAAACCUUGUUGGUUGAAUGAUUGAUUAUUUUUAUUUUUUUGUCCAAUGUUGGUGAUGCACAUGUGUACGAACCUUCCUCUCCACCCCCCCACCCUCAAUUCUUUUCUAUUCGGAGCCACGGCGGCCGCUCUCAUCCUGGUGGCGGGAUACCUUUCACACGACGGGGGGGCCGGACAAGCAUCAGUGUAUUUACAACAGCGCAAACAAAACAAGUCAUGUACGGUAGUCCUUUUGUAUCUUUGCUGAACUGUGACGGAGGGGGAAAAAAGGCAACUUUGCUGUAUCUGUACCACAUCCAAAAGGCAAACUUUGGUUUCUGCUUCGACCCCUUUCCUUUUUUUUUUUUUAAUCAUGCUUUCAGUUGUACGGGUCAUUUUCCUUUGUAUUGGCAACGUGCUGGCAUCAAAGAAUAUGAGUUGACAUCCAGUAAUGAAUAAAGUGUAUUUCAAUCCCACCAAAGGACAUUCUAAAUGUUAUGUUCUUGCUUUGACACUUGAAGAUUGAAGUGAA
Messenger RNA from Dunckerocampus dactyliophorus (ringed pipefish), 3866 nucleotides. RefSeq names its product netrin g1a (gene ntng1a). The record is from RefSeq and is a predicted model, not a curated record. NCBI's taxonomy places the organism in Eukaryota, Metazoa, Chordata, Actinopteri, Syngnathiformes, Syngnathidae. Gene Ontology annotation, molecular function: cell-cell adhesion mediator activity. The coding region runs from base 926 to 2602 and encodes 558 amino acids. The transcript is spliced from 9 exons.